This is a messenger RNA of Gadus chalcogrammus (walleye pollock), 1850 nucleotides long. Its product is annotated as PR domain zinc finger protein 12-like. The record is from RefSeq and is a predicted model, not a curated record. The coding region runs from base 1 to 1236 and encodes 411 amino acids. The transcript has 5 exons. Gene Ontology annotation, cellular component: nucleus. Gene Ontology annotation, molecular function: histone methyltransferase binding. Lineage: Eukaryota; Metazoa; Chordata; Actinopteri; Gadiformes; Gadidae. Gene Ontology annotation, biological process: neurogenesis.
AUGGGCUCCGUGCUGCCAGUCGAUGCUCUGGUGCUCAAGUCUGGAUUUAAGUGUCAGAGUCACUCGCUGUCAGACAUCAUCACCUCCGACAUUCUGCACAGCUUCCUUUACGGGAGGUGGAGGAACGUGUUGGGGGAGCAUCUGAUGGAGGAGAGACACAACACCAUCAGCCCCAAAACAGCCUUCACGGCCGAGGUGCUGGCCCAGUCCUUCGCUGGAGAGGUGCAGAAGCUGUCCAGCCUGGUGCUGCCCAGCGAGGUGGUCAUCGCCCAAAGCUCCAUCCCCGGCGAGGGCCUCGGCAUCUUCUCCAAGACCUGGAUCAAGGCCGGCACUGAGAUGGGCCCCUUCACGGGCCGAGUGCUGUCCCCGGAGCACGUGGACCUGCUGAAGAACAACAACCUCAUGUGGGAGGUUUUCAAUGAGGACGGCUCGGUGCGCUACUUCAUCGACGCCAGCCAGGAGGAUCAGCGCAGCUGGAUGACGUACAUCAAGUGCGCGCGCAACGAGCAGGAGCAGAAUCUGGAAGUUGUGCAAAUCGGCAGCAGCAUCUUCUACAAGGCGGUGGAGACCAUCCCUCCCGACCAGGAACUCCUCGUCUGGUACGGUAACACCCACAACACAUUCCUGGGCAUCCCUGGUGUCCCGACCAUCGAGGAGGAACAGCAGAAGAAGACUCGAAACGAGGACUCUCAUUCCUGCGAUGGCUCCACCUCAUCAUGCUCCCCAUCCUCCUCCUCUUCCUCGUCCUCCUCUUCUUCCUCCUCCUCAUCCUCCACUCUGCUAACCAGCAGUGGUCGCAUGCGCUGCGUGAUCUGCCACCGGGGCUUCAACUCGCGUAGCAACCUGCGCUCCCACAUGCGCAUCCACACGCUUGACAAGCCCUUCGUCUGCCGCUUCUGCAACCGCCGCUUCAGCCAGUCGUCCACGCUGCGCAACCACGUGCGCCUGCACACGGGUGAGCGCCCCUACAAGUGCCACGUGUGCCAGAGCGCCUACUCCCAGCUGGCCGGGCUGCGCGCGCACCAGAAAAGCGCCCGGCACAAGCCUGCCGUGGCAGCGGCGGCGGUGGCCCUGUCGGACCAGCCCACCCGGGCGUCCCCACCUCCUCCUCCACCCCAGCUCACGAGCAGCAUGAGCAGCAACCUCCAUCACCCCCACCACAACCACCACCACCGUCACCCCCAGAUACCCAUGGUGCACCACCACCACCACCACAUCCCCACCUUGGUGCUCUGAUCACCCCCACCAUGGUGCUCUUAUCCCCCCCACGGAGACAGAGUUGGGUCGAGACAACAUUGCACUUUAGGGCUGUAGGCAGUGACAAAGAGGAGGAGCUGUCAUGAGACAAGGACUGAUGUGAUACGUCCAUCGGUGGUUCAAAACAUUCUAAUUGGUUGCCUUAUUUGUUUUCCAAGUUUGUUGUUUUUUAUUAUUUCUAAUUUCCCCCAAAAAACUAAAACGUAUUUGAUCGAUUCAUUUUACGUCCACGCAGUAUAACAACUCGGGAAUAUUUUUUAAGAUGUUUUUGUACAGUCUAUUUGGUAUUCAAAAUGUGUUUAUAAAAAAGCACAUGAAAUAUGAGAUAUUUUUGAAUUUUAAAUCGUCUUUCCCAACUCAGGCAAAUUGUACAUUGUUCCAAACUGAAGGAAGGAACAGGCAGCAGAUGGUAGAAGCCCAGUGUAGUGCAUUCAUAUCGCAUCAUUCCACCACGUGAAAAACGGUCACUUUAUCUUUGUACAGUCUGCAUUCGGAUUGCAGGAUUAAUGGCAUUUCAAAACUUUAUUGUAAUGUACAUAUGAAUGUAAAUAUAUUUGUGCUUUCCUAUAUUUUAAAUAAAUCAUGAUAUAAAC